CGUCUCCUCCUUCUCCAUGUCGUGUGAUAAGGAGCUCGCCGCCGCCAAGAAGGCCGCCUUUCUCGCCGCUUCUCUCUGCCAGAAAGUGCAAAAGGCAUUAUUUGAAUCAGAUGUUCAGUGGAAAUCAGACAGAACUCCCGUCACAGUGGCAGAUUAUGGUUCACAAGCCAUAGUUAGUUUUGUGCUGGAAAGAGAGCUUUCAGAUGAACCACUCUCGUUAGUGGCAGAGGAGGAUUCGGGAGAUCUUUGCAAGGAUAGUGGAAAAGACAUCCUCCAGCGCAUAACAAAGCUCGUAAAUGAAACUAUUGCAAUUGAUGAUUCAUAUAGUGCUUGUACUUUAUCACCAGAAGAUGUACUUAAGGCAAUUGACAGUGGGAAGUCAGAAGGUGGCUCUUCUGGCCGACACUGGGUCUUGGAUCCUAUAGAUGGUACUAAAGGGUUUGUAAGGGGGGAUCAAUAUGCAGUAGCAUUAGCUUUAUUGGAUAAUGGGGAAGUAGUGUUGGGUGUCCUUGCUUGUCCAAAUCUUCCAUUAGCAUCUAUCGCUGGGAAUGUGCCAUCGGAAAGUGCUGUUGGCUGUCUAUUCUACGCAAAAGUUGGUUCAGGGACUUUCAUGCAGUCAUUGGAUGGAUCAUCACCUGUGAAGGUUCAUGUCAGUGAUAUUGGAAAUCCGGAAGAUGCGUCAUUCUUUGAACCAUUUGAGAAAGCACACUCCAUGCAGGAGUUGACAAGCUCCAUUGCAAGGAAACUUGGUGUCAAAGCCCCGCCAGUGAGGAUAGAUAGCCAGGCCAAAUACGGAGCUCUUUCCAGAGGCGAUGGAGCAAUAUACAUGCGCUUCUCUGGCAAAGGGUACCGUGAGAAAAUUUGGGAUCAUGCUGCUGGGUGCAUUGUUGUUACUGAGGCCGGAGGAGUGGUGAUCGAUGCAGCAGGACGACCUCUGGAUUUCUCCAAAGGACGACACCUCGACUUGGAUGCCGGGAUUAUAGCUACCAAUCGAAUGUUGGUGCCAUCAAUCUUGAAGGCUGUAAGAGAAUCCUUGGAGGAGAAACCUUCCUCGGGGUGAUGCUACAACACUACUGUUUUCUGUCCCUAUGGCAUCGAUGCAACUCGUGCAACGCGGCAGGAAGGAUUUGGUCCUUUCUGUCGUCUGUCAACAGUAAAAUUUAGCUUUACUUCAGGGUAGCAACUGAAGUGCAAUAAGAAAAUUCGAGUUCAAGGGAGCAACUCACAUUGUAUUCGCUGUGUAAUGUGCAGAACAUCCAUCUUUUGAUGCCUAAGAAGUUGGGCGAACACAUUUUAUUGAACCCACUAGUGUAAUGAGAGGUGACCAUAAAUUGUGAAACUGGAAGAGA
Molecule: messenger RNA, 1349 nt
Organism: Rhodamnia argentea
Lineage: Eukaryota; Viridiplantae; Streptophyta; Magnoliopsida; Myrtales; Myrtaceae
Product: SAL1 phosphatase-like
Exons: 8
Coding region: 17-1060 (347 amino acids)
Biological process (GO): phosphatidylinositol phosphate biosynthetic process; sulfate assimilation
Molecular function (GO): 3'(2'),5'-bisphosphate nucleotidase activity
Source: RefSeq, a predicted model, not a curated record